Molecule: messenger RNA, 798 nt
Organism: Nakaseomyces glabratus
Lineage: Eukaryota; Fungi; Ascomycota; Saccharomycetes; Saccharomycetales; Saccharomycetaceae
Gene: IRC6
Product: Irc6p
Biological process (GO): vesicle-mediated transport
Molecular function (GO): protein-macromolecule adaptor activity
Source: RefSeq, a predicted model, not a curated record
AUGUUGGAUGAAUCAUCCAGUUCUGAUGAGUCUAGAGCAACUGAGUUACCUGUGAGUUCGGAGGAUGAAUGCGAAGAGGUAACAGACGCAAAAGUUUUGCCCAAUAAGGUACUUGUAGUCUUUGAAGGUGAGAGUACUUUGUUUAGGGACCAGUUAUUGGACACAGUGUUUGGCGUACAAGAUCAGGGGAACAUUGUGAAGCAGUUGUCAUGGGAUACCAAGUACUAUGCAGUUGAAUAUGAUCUAUAUGUUGAUGAGUGUGUUGACAUUCAUGGUUGGCUUAAUGAAGUCAACUCCGAUGACUAUGAAGAGCUUAGAGAUUUACUGACCAUGAUCAUAAUAGUACGAUCAUUUGACUCUACUCAGGAUACAAAGGAAUACAAUUCUGUUCUUUAUGAUUUCAUUCAAGGAAAUUCAGUUAGCGUUAUUAGUGUCAACACUAACUCUGCUAGACAAGUAAAAGAUACUUAUGAUGAGUUUCUGGAGUUAGAUGCUUCAAGUAUAGAAUUUAUAAACUAUCAUGACGAUAGGGUCGAGAAAGAAACCAAUGAAUGCAAAGGUAUGGCUCGCUUAAAAGAGAUUAUAGACACACAUCCGUGGACUGACUGCAAGGUAGUACUCAAAAAUAAAGAGAGUACUUCUGAUAAAGUGAAUAAACCUGAUCUGGAAUACCUGAUCGACACACUGAAGAAGGCAAAGAUUCAUUACCAAAAGUUAUCCAAUGGUUCCGAUGGUUUUAGUGAGGAAGCCGAGCAGUUCGCUUUGCAAAUGGCCACCGAUAUUGCAAACAACUUAUAA